GCCGGAGCGUCCAAUGCCAAGGGGCAGGCCCGGGACAGGCCCAGAAGGCAGCAGCCAGGCUCCAGGGUCCAGGUACCUCCUGCUCCUGUGUCGGCCUCAGGGUCUGCGCCCGUGGAGCCGGCCGGGCGACCGCUGCUGAGCCUCGGCCCUCCGCCCCCUGCCGCCUGCUCCUCCCGCUUCUCUCUCGAAACUGCCCGCCUCGGCGGCCCCACCCAGCCCUGUUUUUCCUUCCUUGCGAAGCCUGGGUCUGAAAGGCUCCCGGCCGGGCCGUCCGCUCCCUGCCCUCUGUGUCUCCACUGUCUGGGUCUGCGGGAAACUCCUGUGCUGAUAACGCUCGGAAUUUGACCAAAGGAUGACUGAAGCAAUCGAAACCCAAUGAAGCUGUUAACUGUGGAGGAAUUCAACACCCACUUUUGUAGCAGAUACACCCAUGAACAGACGAAUACCUACCUAUGUUCCCGAGUGGAAAGCAAAGACCGUCACAGGAGUAGAGUCUUCCAAUGCAAGGAUGCCCUCCACGCAGAAGAGCACUUCCUGUAUUGGUUCCACCAGAUGCCCUCCGGUAAGUGCUACGAGAUCACCUGGUACAUAUCCUGGAGCCCCUGCUCCAAGUGCGCGAGCCUGGUGGCCCAGUUCCUGAAGCAGAACCCCCAGGUGAGCCUGAGCCUCUUAGCCGCCCGCAUCUACUAUGACCAAGUUCCAGAAAACCAGGAGGGGCUUCGCCUGCUGUCAGCGGCCGGCGCCCAGCUCCACAUCAUGUCCAGGGAAGGUUUCAAAAACUGUUGGGAAAACUUUGUGGAUAAAGGAAAAAAGGAAUUUGACCAGUGGGACGAGCAGGAUGAAAAUGAGUCUCAGCGCCUGCACAAAAGGCUAAAGGAAAUUCUGAGAAACCCAAUGUCCCUGCUAAAAGAAGACGUAUUCUACUAUCAAUUUAACAACUGUCACAAGGCCCCAAAGCCGUACCGGCGGAGACGGACCUACGUGUGCUACCAGCUGCAGUGGCACGAUGGCUCAAUUGACAGAGGCUACUUGCAAAACAAGAAAGGUCACCAUGCAGAAAUUCGCCUUAUUAACAAGAUCAAGUCAAUGGAACAGAAACUGGACCGAAACCAGAGCUGCCAAAUCACCUGCUACGUCACUUGGAGCCCCUGCUUCAACUGCGCCGAGGAGCUGGAGGCCUUCAUCGGGGACAACCCCCACCUGAGCUUGCAGCUCUGCACCUCCCGCCUGUACUUCCACUGGAAACCGGACUUCCAGAGGGCACUGUGGCUGCUGCAGAAACCCCGCAUCUCGGUCACUGUCAUGAGCUCCCAAGACUUUGCCAACUGCUGGAGAAACUUUGCUGACCACCAGGGAAAGCCCUUCCAGCCUUGGAAGACUCUGGGUCUACUGAAUGAGAGCAUAAACAGACGGCUCGGCAGGAUCCUGACGAAACUGGAUGGUUUAAAUGAUGCCUUCAGGAAUUUGCAACUUGGAUUCCCGUAGCCAAGAAGCAACUCAGAAUGAACCAUCCCCAGAGCAUCUCAGAGCCUCAUGAACUGCUGACCCUUAGGACCAAGGAGUGAGCUCCACAGACAUACUCCAAGCCUAACCUCAGCUCAAGUCCAGAAGACCUGUCUUUUCUCCUUCAUUCAUUUUUGCCCCCCCCCCUUUUCAAGGGUUACAUAUUUUUAUAAUUGGAAAAAAAAAACAAAUAAAGAUAAUUUUUUAAAUCUGUA
Molecule: messenger RNA, 1718 nt
Organism: Choloepus didactylus (southern two-toed sloth)
Lineage: Eukaryota; Metazoa; Chordata; Mammalia; Pilosa; Megalonychidae
Product: DNA dC->dU-editing enzyme APOBEC-3H-like
Exons: 8
Coding region: 376-1485 (369 amino acids)
Biological process (GO): negative regulation of single stranded viral RNA replication via double stranded DNA intermediate; cytidine to uridine editing; defense response to virus
Cellular component (GO): P-body; nucleus; cytoplasm
Molecular function (GO): cytidine deaminase activity; zinc ion binding; RNA binding
Source: RefSeq, a predicted model, not a curated record